CAAAACAAGUGGAAUUCAUAAAGAUAAUGUGCUUUUCCCACGAUGGAUAGUCUAGUCUCUGUUCCAGAAUCCAAAUCCUUCGCAAUCUCGAUCGAAGAAUUCGUAUUCACAACAACAAGCUCUUUAUCCUUCUUCAUCCAUAUACACUCUUACCAGUAGUAAAUCAAUUUGACCGAAGAAAUUUGAGUUUGGAAUUGUUGCAAUGGCAGAAGCAGUGGUGUCAAUUGCUCUAGAAACCUUGCGCGAUUUGUUAUUAGAAGAAGGAAGGUUUUUAUCCGGUGUGGGCGAUGAAGUGAAGGAGCUCGAGUGGCAGCUCAAAGAGAUGAAGUGUCUCCUCGAAGAUGCUGACAGAAGGCGACAUGAGAGCAGAACCAUUUUCAAUUGGAUCUCAGAGAUCAGAGAUCUUGUCUACAGAGCGGAAGCGGCCAUUGAAAGACACGCAGCUUAUGAAUCGUUGUCAAGGAGAAGACGAGGCCUUAGGAAGCUCGUCCGCAGAUGUUCUUGUAGUUUGGAAAGAUACAACUCUCUCUACCAAUUAGGCUCCGAGAUUUCACCAAUCAAAUCCCGUCUUGAAAGGAUAAACAAGGAAAUGAUAGAAAAUGGCAUAAAGAAGAGCAUCAUCAACAAUCCAGAUGGAGGGGCCAACAACGGUAGAAGGAAGACCUUCCCCGAUUAUGAGGUCGGAGACUGUUUUGUGGGGAUGGCGGAUGAGCUCAAUCGGCUUCGUAAUCUCCUAAGUCAAGACAAAGAGGAUCGAGUUAUUUCAGUGUGGGGAAUGGGCGGUUCAGGCAAGACCACCAUCGCCAAGAAGCUCUACAACGAGACCAGCUUUGAUCUUUCCGCAUGGGUUUGCAUCACUCAGCAAUGUCAGAGUUUUCAAUCAGUCUGGGAGGAUGUUCUGAAGCAGCUAGAGCAUCAAAGCAGGAAGGGUGUGAGCGAUGGGCCACAAAUAAGGGAGGACGUUGUUCAAAGUCUGAGCGAUUCGGAGUUGAAGGAGCGACUAUGCAAGAUACAAAGAGAGAAGCGAUGCCUCAUUGUUGUGGACGAUCUUUGGAAAGUUUCUGAUUGGAAUGAGUUGAAGCAUCCCUUCCUCAUCCAUGAUUUGCUGAGCAAAAUCUUGAUCACCACGCGCGAAGAGGAAGUUGCAGAGGUUGGAUGCCCCGUAAAACUUGGGCUUCUAAAUAUGGAAGAUGCUUUGGAACUACUCAAGAAGAAAGCAUUUCCCCAAACCAACAUUCCACAUUUUGCAUCCGAAGAAAAAUUUGAGAAAAUUGGGAACGAAAUGGUGCGAAAAUGUGGGUAUUUGCCGUUGGCAAUUUCUUUACUUGGCGGGGUCUUGAGAACGAAAAAUUCGAUGAAGGAGUGGGAGUUAGUAAAUGAGGAUAUCAAAGAAUUUAUUUAUAGAGAUGAAAAGGAGAUUGACGGAGUGCUAAAUUUAAGCUAUGAAAGUCUACCAUAUUAUUUGAAGCCUUGCUUUCUCUAUAUGGGUUUAUUUGAAGAGGACGAAGAUAUACAUGUUUGGUAUCUAUAUAGGAUGUGGAUAGCACAAGGCCUAAUUUCAUAUGAGAAUAUUCGAGACAGGGACAAAACUUUGACUGAAAUCGCCGAGCUCUACUUGGGUGAGUUGGCCUCCAGGUCCAUCGUCCAAGUUCAAAUUAACUAUGGUGUCACACCUGGAAGGAAAUAUUGGAGAUGUAAACUUCAUGAUGUAGUCCGAGAACUAUGUUUGAAAUUGGGGAGAAGGGAGGAUUUUGGUGUGCGUAGUUUGGAAUAUCAAAGUGGGAAACUUAGUACCUUACUACGACAAGCUUUCCUACAUAUGGAAAUACGACAUUUGGCUAUCCAUUUUAAAGCAACAAAAGUCGCACUGGAACCUGAUGAACAUGAACUUGGAGAAGGUAGUAGCAAACAUUUAAGGUCUCUGCAUAUAUUCAGUCGCAGUAAUUCUGUUGAGUUUCCUCCACGAAGUAUAGUUGAUUUUCAAAAAUUCAAAUUUCUCAGAGACCUAUUUAUGGUGGGAUUCAAAUUUGCAAGAAGAAAGUUACCGAAAGGAAUCACUUAUCUUGUUCACCUUAGAUGUUUGCGUUUAGAAGAUUGUGAAUUUGAUAAGCUACCGUUAUCCAUAAGGAAUUUGCUAUACAUGGAUACCCUUGAUUUAUUUGGUUUGAAUGAUGUCAAAGUUCCAAAUGUUUUUAAGGAGAUGCUACGUUUAAAACAUUUGCUUCUUCCCAAUUAUAAAGAGAAAAAUAUUGGAAGUUAUCGAUUAACAUUGGACGAGGGAGUCUCUGAGUUGGAGACCCUAUGGCGUUUGGAUAGUAGAGUGCAUGAAUUAAAAUGUAUGAACAGAAUGAAGAAUCUGCUACGUUUCUCAACAAAAAUACACGACAAUGAAAGCUUGUCAACCAUCUUAGACGCCAUUGCCAUCAUGGACAAGUUAGUGUUUGGUGCGGUUGAAAUCAAAGAGGGUUGCGAGUUAGGAACAAACGAGGGAGUGUUGAAGAAGGCAAUCACAUGUCCCAAUCUUCAUGAGUUGUGGAUUGAAGUUAAGUUAGGGAAGGCUUUGUCAGAGUGUGGGCAUGACUUCAUGAGCUCAAAACUUACGAAAUUGUUCCUAUAUAAAUGUGAGAUUGAGGAUGAUCCAAUGGGGAUACUGGGGAAGCUUCCUUGCUUGAUAGACUUGCGUUUGUUCUUGAAAUCAUUUGUCGGGGAGGAUAUGACGUGUCCAUCGAACAAUUUUCUUCACCUCAAGAAGCUUGUGCUAUCAGAGUUACCAAAUUUGAGGGAGUGGAGAGUGGAGGCGGGAGCCAUGCCCCUUCUCUCUCAAUUAGAGAUCUAUUAUUGUUCUAGUCUGGAGAUGAUUCCAGAGGGAUUGAGUGGCAUUUCUACUCUUCAAAAACUGACAAUUAUUAAAAUGCCAGAAUUGGGAAAAAGAGUAUCGCCAUUAGGAGAAGAUUUCCACAAAGUCAGCUAUGUUCCUUCAAUUAUCAUCAAAGGCGAUGUCGUCUAGUCUCCAGCCGGGAGUCUUGUUUGAAAGUGUUGAAUGGGUCUCUUGCUUGUCCGCGGCAACAUGACAGCCCAUUCUCAGCCGUGUUGGAGAUAGUAUCGGAAGGAUUAGUUUUUCUGAUAUAUGGAUCGUCUUUCUUGGUUUGCAGUCGUGAUGAUGUUGCUGUGCUGAUUUCGUCGCCCGACAAGGUUAACUUGUUGUAAGGUUACUCGUCGUUACACCACGCAUUUCUACGUUGAAAGUCUAGUCUCACCGGUUCCUGACGCGAAUCGUUGAGUUUAGCGUGGUGAGCUACUGGAUCAUUUUCUCAUUGAAUCAAAAGAUUGGUCUAUUUUUGUAUACUGCCUAAAAAUAGUGGCCUAAAUUUUUUUUGAACUCAUUGUGUUUUUAUUCCUCUAAGAGUGUGUUUUCUUUGAUAUUUUCACAAUUUUUCGAUUAUUUUCACGUGUUCUGUAGAGUAGAUAAUUUUAUGCGAGUUGGGUAAUUUGUUGGACGGCAUAUGUUACAUUAUUUUCACUCAAAUUUAUGAUAAUGCUAUUAUGAUAUUUUCUCUCA
Molecule: messenger RNA, 3559 nt
Organism: Salvia miltiorrhiza (redroot sage)
Lineage: Eukaryota; Viridiplantae; Streptophyta; Magnoliopsida; Lamiales; Lamiaceae
Product: putative disease resistance protein At1g50180
Exons: 3
Coding region: 203-3007 (934 amino acids)
Biological process (GO): defense response to other organism
Molecular function (GO): ADP binding
Source: RefSeq, a predicted model, not a curated record